AUGUACGCAUUAUUCUGCCGGGGUUUUCUCCUGGCCGUCUGCUCCAUUACCCUGUUGGCGAGCCAUUCGGUUGGAGUGCUUGGUUCGCCAGCAUCGAUCCAGGCGGGUUACACCCGACAUCAAGAACGACCAACCCCUCGCCCUGUUAGGACGAUUUCACUUUGUCCUACAGCAGAGCCGCAGAUAUGA
Purpureocillium lilacinum is the source of this 189-nucleotide messenger RNA. The record is from RefSeq and is a predicted model, not a curated record. NCBI's taxonomy places the organism in Eukaryota, Fungi, Ascomycota, Sordariomycetes, Hypocreales, Ophiocordycipitaceae.